GUCGACCUCACGCGCACCUUCACCUUCCGCAACUCCAAGCAGACCUACACAGGAAUCCCCAUUAUAGUGGCAAACAUGGACACCGUGGGGACGUUUGAGAUGGCCGUGGUGAUGGCAAAACAUGCAAUGUUCACUGCAAUUCACAAGCAUUAUUCUCUGGAAGAAUGGAAACUGUUUGCUGCCAAUCACCCAGAAUGCCUUGAGCAUGUAGCAGCAAGCUCGGGCAGUGGAAAAGCUGAUUUGGACAAGCUGACAAGUAUUCUAGAGGCCAUUCCACCUAUCAGAUACAUCUGCCUGGAUGUGGCAAACGGCUAUUCAGAGCACUUCGUGGAGUUUGUGAAGUCUGUCCGUGCCCUGUUCCCACAUCACACCAUUAUGGCAGGGAAUGUGGUGACAGGAGAGAUGGUUGAAGAACUUAUUCUUUCUGGAGCAGACAUUAUUAAAGUGGGUAUUGGACCAGGUUCUGUGUGUACCACUCGGAUUAAGACAGGGGUGGGCUAUCCACAGCUCAGUGCUGUUAUUGAGUGCGCAGACUCAGCACAUGGCUUGAAAGGACACAUCAUCUCUGACGGAGGAUGCAGCUGCCCAGGAGAUGUCGCCAAAGCUUUUGGAGCCGGUGCUGAUUUUGUCAUGCUUGGAGGAAUGUUUGCAGGCCACGACCAGUGUGCUGGAGAGAUUAUGGAAAAGAAUGGCAAGAAGGUGAAACUCUUCUAUGGAAUGAGCUCUGAUACAGCCAUGAAGAAGCACGCAGGAGGAGUUGCUGAAUACAGGGCUUCAGAGGGCAGGACUGUGGAGGUGCCGUACAGAGGGGACGUGGAACUCACCAUCCUGGACAUCCUCGGGGGGCUGCGCUCCACCUGCACCUACGUGGGAGCUGCCAAACUCAAGGAACUGAGCAGGAGAACAACGUUUAUCCGGGUCACCCAGCAGCACAGCCAGGUCUUCUCUUAG
This is a messenger RNA of Merops nubicus (carmine bee-eater), 951 nucleotides long. RefSeq names its product guanosine monophosphate reductase (gene GMPR). The record is from RefSeq and is a predicted model, not a curated record. Gene Ontology annotation, molecular function: GMP reductase activity. Gene Ontology annotation, cellular component: GMP reductase complex. Gene Ontology annotation, biological process: nucleotide metabolic process. Lineage: Eukaryota; Metazoa; Chordata; Aves; Coraciiformes; Meropidae. The annotation marks the transcript as partial. The transcript is spliced from 8 exons.